This is a messenger RNA of Salvia miltiorrhiza (redroot sage), 2484 nucleotides long. RefSeq lists its product as uncharacterized. Bases 1 to 2484 code for a protein of 827 amino acids. The record is from RefSeq and is a predicted model, not a curated record. The transcript is spliced from 4 exons. Gene Ontology annotation, molecular function: zinc ion binding. NCBI's taxonomy places the organism in Eukaryota, Viridiplantae, Streptophyta, Magnoliopsida, Lamiales, Lamiaceae.
AUGGAAUUGUCUGAGGAUAAGCAUGUGAUGCAAAUGUUGAAGCACAUCUCCAGGUCUUGCCGAUCUAUCUCUGUUUAUGUAGAUGAUGGGAAGAGGGAAGUGGUUAAGGCUGUGACUGAAGUGGUUACGAAGACAGUGACAAAGACAAUCACUACUACUAAGAGGAGUGUUGGCAAGGGAGGGGGAAAUGCAGCAGAAUGGAGCACUGAUGAGGAUGAGGAUGAUGAUGAUUAUUGCCCAGGGGAGGAAGAUGGGGAGUUAGUGGAAUCUGAAGACAGUCUAGGAGAUAUGGAAUUAGGUUCUGAUGAUGAUGAAUAUGAACAAGUUAGGGUGAAUCUGAGAGUGGGUUUAGGUGUCUUGGGAGAUAAUAUGUCAGAUAAUGAAUUGUCACUUGAGGCUGAGAACUCAGAUAGUUGUGAUUCUGAUGGGCAAUUAGUUAGGAGUAAGCAGCCUAAGGUGGUAUAUGAUCCCAAAAUGGAUAUUGCAGAUUUGCAAUUGGUACUAGGAAUGAGAUUUGAGGAUGGUUUUCAAUGCAAAAAGGCAUUAGUUAGUUGGAGCAUAGUGAAAGGGCAUCCUAUCCAUUUCAGGAGGGUCAACAAAGAGCAAUGUGAGGCCUACUGUGAAGAGCCUUGUAUGUGGAGGGUAUUUGCAAGCACUGUUCAGAAGGAGAAGAGUCUUGUAGUUAAAGUGCUUGGUGAUGAUCACACUUGCACAUUUGCUGUCCAGAAUAGACAAGCAAGCUACAAGUGGAUUGGUGAGCAGUGCAUUGAGGUGUUUAGAGUAAGGCCUCAAAUGAUGGUGGAGGAGUUCAGAAAUGAUGUCAAGAGAAGGUUCAAUAUUGCUAUUCCUAAUGGCAGAUUAUAUAGGGCUAAGGCUUAUGCUCUAGAGACAUUGAGAGGAUCAGUGACUGGCCACUAUGCAAAGCUAAGGAGUUAUAUAUCUGAGCUUAUGAGAGUUGACAGAGAAGGGAGAUUUGAAUUACUGGUAGGUGAUGGUACAAUAUUUAAAGGGUUGUAUAUAGGUUUUAGUGCUCUGAAAAAGGGAUUUGUGGAGGGAUGUAGACCCAUCAUAGGCCUAGAUGGUUGUUUCAUGAAGACUCAUCUAGGAGGGCAGCUUCUUUGUGCUAUUGGAAAGGAUGGAAAUAACCAGAUGUAUCCAAUUGCUUGGACGGUUGUUGAAGUGGAAAAUGAGGCAUGUUGGGCAUGGUUUAUCUCUAUGUUGCUUGAAGAACUUGGUGUUACAGAUGGUUCAGGUUACACGUUCAUAUCGGAUCAACAAAAGGGCCUGACAAAUGCUAUAAAGGACUUGGCUCCUUUUGCUGAGCAUAGGAACUGCGCACGCCAUGUUUAUAUGAAUUGGAAAAAACAGUUCAAAGGAGUAACACUAAAGCACAUGUUCUGGGAAGGUGUUAGAAGUUCAUACAAGGAGGAGUGGGAUGCAGCAAUGGACAAGUUGAAGGCAGAGAACAUGAUGGCUUAUGAGAAUUUCAUUGAGAGAGACCCAUCCAGGUUCUGUAAAACCUUUAUAUCUACUGCAUGUGUGAGUGAUAUGGUAGAUAAUAAUGUGUCUGAAACCUUUAAUGGGUACAUACUAAAUGCUAGAGGGAAACAUAUAAUACAUAUGUUGGAAGCAAUUAGAAGUGGCCUUAGGGAGAGACAAUUUCAGAAGUUAAAACAUGUUGAAAGUGUGUCUGAUGUGUUAACACCUGCUGUUAGAAAAAAAGUUGAAAAAUUGAAGAGUUUGGCUAGGUUCUGUACAGCUCACCCUGGGCUAGGGGGUAAGUUUGAGGUUGAGAACAAGGAUGAUAGAUUCAUAGUUUCUUUACCUGAAAGAAACUGUAGCUGUAGAGUUUGGGAGCUCACUGGCAUUCCAUGUAUCCAUGCCAUUUCUGCUAUCCAUUUCAUGAAGGAAGAUCCAGCCAAUUAUGUCCACAAGUACCUGACCACUGAGACCUACUUGAAAGCAUAUUUAUAUCCAUUGGAGCCAAUAAAUGGUGAAAGACAAUGGCCCAAGGCAGUAGGCUAUCCAGUUCAACCUCCACAAGUGAGGGUGAUGCCUGGGAGGCCAAAGAAGAAAAUGAGAAGGGAUAAGGAUGAGAAGGAUCCCAAAAAUCCUUCUAGACUGACUAGGGCAGGGACUGUUAUGACAUGCCAAAAUUGUUUUCAGUUAGGUCACAAUUCCAGAGGGUGCAAGAAUGAGACUGUGGAGAAAGAAAAGCCAGAAAAGAGAAAGCCAGGAAGACCAAGGAAACACCCUAGGCCAGAUGAUGAUGUGAACUCAGGUGGAGUAAGUAAGAGUAAGAAGAAGAGUAAGAGUAAGACCCUAGCUAUGGAACGAGCACAGGCAUCAAAGGGUGUAGGGCACUUUGUGGGAGAGGAGACAGGAAACUCUUACAUUUGCUCUGGGAGUAUAGUGCAUCAAGUACCAAGAGGGGAAGAACUAUCAUCUCAAGUGCCAACCCAACAAUCCCAAACCAAGAACUGA